Messenger RNA from Chlorocebus sabaeus (green monkey), 2971 nucleotides. RefSeq names its product EF-hand calcium binding domain 7 (gene EFCAB7). The record is from RefSeq and is a predicted model, not a curated record. Gene Ontology annotation, molecular function: calcium ion binding. Gene Ontology annotation, cellular component: plasma membrane protein complex; ciliary membrane. Gene Ontology annotation, biological process: positive regulation of protein localization to ciliary membrane. NCBI's taxonomy places the organism in Eukaryota, Metazoa, Chordata, Mammalia, Primates, Cercopithecidae.
CUCUAUCUCUUCGCUCCCUCUGUCCCUCUCUGUGUGGCUGCUUCUCCUUCCCCUGCUUUGUCUGCUUCUCUGUCAUAAACAUUUGGCCCAUGUGUAUACCUACAAUGUACAUGUAAAUGCGGUUUUAUUUCCAGAGGAGUACAAAAAUAGGGAGAUGGUGCCCGAGAUUACCUGUGAAAGUAUUUCACUGUGUAGGGACGGUGACUGGAUGGCUUUCUGUUUUCGCUUGGCCCGGUAGAAGCCUUAGGCGCUUGUUAACAGUUUAUUUUUCUUGCUGUUGUGUGGCUGGUUAUUUAUGGAGCCGUUUGCUGCAAUGUACUCUCUAGGCCCCUGUCUCAGUCUCUGGCUGGAGUUUUAAAUAAAGGAGGUUUCCAAGCCUGCGGGGGGUGCAAUUAUAUGUUUAUUUAAGCUUCAGUUUGGUUUCUCGUCACAGAAAGGAGAAGAAUAAAAUUCUGGCACAUUUCUGCCUUGCGAUUUCCACGUGAGGGAGUUGCCUUGUUUGGAAAGAAUAUUUGAGGACGAUCCUAAAAAAUACUUACACUUUAAAAUUGCUUAUUGCAAAGUGAAAUUCAUUCUCCCUUCCUUCUUGAAACAGUUUUCUUUCACACUUGUGAGGAGAUGCAUGCACGCAUAUGUGUUUAAAACUGAUGCUUAAUUAUAGUAAUACCAAUUUGCAGUAACCAGACUGUGACACCACAUCCCUGUGGGGUCCUUCUAAACCUGGUGUAAUAUGAAAGUGUCAGGCAGGCGGCCUGUGUAUUAUAAAUAGGGUACUUCAUCCAUGAAUGGCGAUCAGUCCACGAAGCGAUGCAACUUUCUCCAGUCAGAAAUCAACACCUUCAGAGAGUCCUCGAACAAAGAAAUUUCCACUAACUGAAGAGGAAGUAUUUUAUAUGAAUUGUAGAGCUGCCUACUUAACUGUCUUCAAAAGCAGCUUGGAAAACAUUAUUUCUAAAGAUCAACUUUACUUGGCUCUUCAGCAUGCAGGAAGAAAUCCAUCCCAAAAGACCAUUAAUAAGCAUUGGACUCCUCAAACUGCCAAACUGAAUUUUGAUGAUUUUUGUAUAAUUUUAAGGAAGGAAAAACCUACUUCAAAAGCAGAACUACUAAAAUCAUUUAAGCAAUUAGAUGUAAAUGAUGAUGGCUGUAUUUUACACACUGACCUUUAUGAAUUUCUAACGAAGAGAGGUGAGAAGAUGACUCGAGAAGAAGUAAAUGCCAUAAUAAAUUUGACAGAUGUAAAUGCUGAUGGCAAAUUUGACUACAUCAAGUUUUGUAAAUUAUAUAUGACAACCAAUGAGCAAUGUCUCAAGACUACACUAGAAAAACUAGAGGUUGAUAGUAAAAUGAGGCGUCACCAGUUUGGAAACCACAUCGAAGGGUCCCCUGAAAGGGACCCAUCACCAGUACCAAAACCAUCACCUAAAAUCAUAAGAAAAACAGAUCAGGAAACAUUCUCAAAUAAAGGUGACACCAGGAGUUCUUUACUGUCAGCAACCAGGAAGUUCAAAACAUCUGUUUCCUUCACAAUUACCAUGGGGGCUAAUGGUAACCAAAACUCAAAGUUAACGGAGCCAAAUUUAAUAAAGCCAUGUCCUGUUAAUCUGUGGCACUGCCCCAGAGGUAGCAUCAGCACAUCGAAAAAUUCUUCCAUCUUUGAGUUUCCUAAAUGGCACAAAUGGUGUUUACUACCAGUGUACCAGGACUGGCAAUACAUGCAAUCAAAAGGUUGCUUCUUCUUAGAAGAAGAUGGUGAAAUCAUUAGUCAUCAGUACAGGAUGCAAAUAGCUCAGAGGUCCAUGGUUUAUCUAACAAUUAAGCCAUUAAAUCUGAGUCAAGUUGAAGGAAAACCGUCCCCUUGGUUAUCUGUUGAUACUGCCUUGUAUAUUCUCAAGGAAAAUGAGAGUCAAGCAAAUCUACAGCUUGUGUGUUUUACCGAACUACGAAAUAGAGAGGUGUUUGGAUGGACUGGUGAACUAGGACCUGGAAUUUACUGGUUAAUUCCUUCCACAACCGGCUGUAGGCUGAGGAAAAAAAUAAAACCAGUAACAGAUGAAGCCCAACUUGUAUACAGAGAUGAAACAGGGAAAUUAUUCCUUACAAAGGAAUUUAAGUCUACUUUAUCAGAUAUAUUUGAAGUAAUUGAUUUAGAUGGAAAUGGUCUUCUUAGCCUUGAAGAAUAUAAUUUUUUUGAAUUGAGAACAAGUGGUGAGAAAUGUGAUGAAGAUGCUUGGGCUGUCUGCAGAGAGAAUUUUGAUACAAAGAGGAAUGAACUAACAAGACAAGGAUUUAUGGAUUUGAAUCUAAUGGAAGCUAAUGAUCGAGAAGGAGAUCCUUGUGACCUUUGGGUAACUCUACACUCUAUGGGCUACAAUAAAGCUCUGGAGUUGACAGAGGCAUGUCCAUUUGUCAUUGAUAUCUAUGCAGAAAAAUGCAAGCCAAAAAUUAAAGCUGUCCAUAUGGAGGCAUGUAGUGGACAACUUGAGAAGGCCAUUUGUAAAUCUGUUCUUAGCAAGGGUGAUGCCAAAGUAAUGGAUGGCUAUGAAAAUAUAAUCGUGCAUACUUACAGUUGUGACACCUGGAUAACGUCAAUUAUUGAAAACAAGUCAGAUGAGAAAGUGAUUAUUCACAUCAACAAUGAGCUAAGUAAAAACUGCGUAAACAACAGAGGACUCAACAUAUUUGCGGUAGAAGUGGGACCCAAAUCUACAAUGGUUUGUCAACAUGUAAUGCCUCUGAAUGAACGACAAGAAUGGAUAUAUUAUUGUAUAUAUUCUCUUAUUUCUUAAAUAAUUAUACUUAGAACUUACCAAACUAAGAAUUAUUUCAGAUUUAGUCUGUUAUUUAUUAAACAACUAAAUGCUACUUAAUUUAACUGAUGUACCUAAAUAAUAAUCUAUUCAAUUUAUAUGCAUUUUCAUUUUAUGUCAAUGCUAUGUACCUUAUUAUUAAAAUAUACGUAAUACUUUCA